Molecule: messenger RNA, 827 nt
Organism: Malurus melanocephalus (red-backed fairy wren)
Lineage: Eukaryota; Metazoa; Chordata; Aves; Passeriformes; Maluridae
Gene: SYPL1
Product: synaptophysin like 1
Exons: 5
Coding region: 1-702 (233 amino acids)
Cellular component (GO): synaptic vesicle; synaptic vesicle membrane
Source: RefSeq, a predicted model, not a curated record
AUGAUGGCUGGCUUGAGGGUGGACUUCAGCGUGCUCCUGGAGUCUGUGGGCUUUGUUAAGAUCCUCGAAUGGAUUCUUGUCAUCUUUACUCUUACCACAUGUGGAGGCUUUCAAGGUGAAACUACCAUUCUAGUCUCCUGCAAAGGUGUGGUAAACAAAACAAUUACAGCUGCGUUUGCUUAUCCCUUCAGGUUGAAUACUGCUGUGUUUAGUGCACCAGAYCCAAAAGCCUGUGGUGGUACUUGGAAUGAUGCCCAUCUCGUGGGCAACUUCUCCUCUUCUGCACAGCUCUUUGUUGCACUGGCAGCGUUGGUGUUCCUCUACUGCAUUGCUGCCCUUGUGGUAUACAUUGGAUAUAAUCACAUGUAUCAGCAAAAUAACAGGUUUCCAAUAACUGACUUGGUUAUCAGUGUCUUGACUGCCUUUCUGUGGCUGGUCAGUACUUUUGUGUGGGCAAAGGCACUUGCUGACAUCAAGGUGUCCACAGGACCCAGGAUUAUUCCAGGAAUUGAAUCUUGCAAAGCACCAGGAACAACUUGUCAUUUUCUUUCUGUGACUAGCAUGGGAAUUCUGAAUGUGUCUGUGGUGUUUGGCUUACUUAAUAUGAUUUUAUGGGCAGGAAAUGUUUGGCUUUUGUACAAGGACACCAACUUGCAUAACCAAUGGAACAGAAUUUCUGAAAGUCCAGCUGAAAGAGUGUAAAAACCAGUUGAUAUUUUGAAGUGCUUCCACUUUCACAUCACACUAUCAAGAGCAUGGAGCCAUUAGGAUUCAUUUCAAUAAUAACUGAUAAUUCCUACAAACUUCUAUUUUGUGCUAUGGUUUGA